UGAAAGACUGCAGGCAGUGAUUGGUAUAAUGGUGGGUGGAGGUUUUUAUCCCACAAAGAAAAGAAAAGAAAGCAAUGUUCUCUGGUCUACCUUGGCCUAUGGCCCACUGCAGGCUCACACGCACUACACGCCUAUCCGGAGUAAUGCUGAGACUCUGAUGAGAGGCGGAGCUGAGGUGGCAGCGAUUAUAAAUGAAAAAAAAAAAAGUAACAAACGCCCAUGUGUUAGUGAUUUCAUACGUCUUGGGAACUUCAGUGAAAGAAGCGGGAACUCGGGGAAGCUGAUAAACCCCGCAGACAGAGCGACCGCCGGUUCCCCGGGGGCGGGGUGUAUGGUUCUCCGACGCUCGGAUUCAGUAGUAGAACACCCGCAACGGAGUAGAAGAAGGUCGGCAUAACUUUUUACAGCGUUUUACAGCUGAAACCAGCAUGGACAUGGACAUGGACAAGCGGAAAAACGACUUCGUGAGGACCCACCGUCAUGGCUUUUAAUUCUACGAAUAUUUCACAAUAUCGUUACAGAUGUUUAAAAUGCAUCUCGGCAUCGCGCUGGCAUCUGUCGUCGUCGCGGUGUUUCCGCUGCUGCUGGACUGUAUCACAACAUGUCAGAUGGGGAAUCAAAAUGACUAUGCUGAGGGACAAUGCCCUGUAAAGCUGUCCCAGAAACCUCAGGGGACGGACCUUUGGUGUGUCACUGUCCAUGUUUGGAUGAAGGCUAAUGACUUCUCAAAGACCUCAAAGAUUACAAUUUCCUCACCAUCUGGGAACAUACGAAACAACAUGACAAAAAAAGAAAAAAAGUGUAAAAGUAAACACCAAUUCAGGUGUAACAGAGGUAUCAGACAGCAGCCACAUAAUAUCAGUUUUGACUUGUGGGAGUUUGUAUAUGAUUGUGUCGAAGCUGAAGCAGAAAGUAUCAUUUCUGUGUCCUACAGCACACCAUCAAAUCGCUGCAGUGUCAGUUGCACAGUACAAGACCCUGUACCAAACUUUGAUCUGUCUGUGGAUCGGUCGUCUAAAUCCAUCAAUGUAACUGUGGGGCCUGAAGAUAAAGUGUAUACCAGAUGGUGUUACCGAAAAAAUGCAGUGGAGUGCAUUGCUGGGUCAUCUUUAUCCCCGAUUCUUAUUGAUCCAUCUCAGUCUCGAUCAGCGGUUCUGAACAUCCCUUACCUGCUGCCCUGUGUGUGUGUACAGGUAUACUACACCCACGUAGAUGCCCGGCGAGAUAAAAAGUGUCCUUUUGAAAAGGAAAUGCUCACAGAUGUCCAAGAUGUGUGGCGCUCCUCUAAUCCCUUACUGUAUGAGUCAAGUUUGAAGUGGAGCUCAGUGUGUCCUGCCAGCGAUCUGAAGAUCUCUGCCUCCCUCUGCUGGAGGCAACAUGAACACCUCUGCACACCUAUACUCAACUCCACACUGGAAGAAAUGGAGGAUGUACCAAACCUGAUAUAUAACAUAUCUACAGUGGACAAACACCCUAACAUGUGUGUGCAGUUUUCUCUACAAGGCCAACAUAAUAUCUCUUGCCCCUUCCAGGCUGAUAUAUCUUCAUGGAAGGUGUACAUUGGGCUGGGCAAGCAGAGUGUUAUUGUAAAUAUCGCCUCUUCUGUCCCAGCAGUGUUCUCUGCUCAACUUUGUGUUGUUAACGAGAUGGGAUGUUCACCCUUAGGGCUGGUCCAUACUCUAAUAGUAAGCGGGAAUGUUACUGAGACAAGGAUAAAAGUGCCUCCUCAUUUUCUUGCUGAGAAGCCCUGUGUGCAGGUGUGGCAGUCAGAUCCUGCUCUUCAUGGAAAGCGAAUUCUGUGCCCAGACUACACGCACAAGAGAUGUGGCAUAUAUGUGGUGGCAGCUUUGGUACUUGUGGGUGUUAUUGCAUUAUUGGGAAUUUUCAUCCACCGUCUUACCAAAAGUGGAGCUGCAGGCUGGCUGUAUAUCUCAAAGCCAGUGCUACUGGUGUGCUCAUCAGAGCAGUCAGCCCAUGUCUCUGCUGUGUGUGCAUUAGCCUCAGUUCUACAGGGGGAGCUAAGUGCCACAGUGCAUAUGGCUCUGUGGGCCCAAAGCUCACAAAAACAGACCGGGGCCAGGACUGGAGUAGCAGAUCUGGGUCCGCUUCCUUGGCUGUACGGGCAGUGGGAAACUGUGCGUAAGGCACAAGGAAAAGUUCUAAUUAUUUGGAGUCCUGAGGCCAAGACGACCUAUGAGAAAUGGAAGGAGGAGAAGAUGAACGAGGAUAAGCCUGAUAGAAAGAAGGAAGGUGACGGCAAAGCAGAUUUGAGACAUGAGAAAACAAGAGUAGACGUGGAAGAGGAUUAUAAACUAAGUGAAAGAAGUCUGGGAAAAUGCAAAAAAGAGAAAGCCGGAGGAAGAAUAGAGUGUGUGAAAUUAUGUGAUGAUAAAGACUGGUGCCCACAGAAGGAAUCCUCUUCAGUCAUAGAACCAGUGUUUGCAGCUGCUCUGGCCUGCCUACAGGGGACGCUGCAGCAGUGCAAAGGUCAAGGAGUUGCCAUUGUGUAUUUUCAGGGCCUUGGCCACAGCAGGGAUAUCCCAAAAGCCCUCAGAGAUAUUCCUCGGUACUGCUUGCCACAGGAUUUCAGGGGUUUAAUACAGGAGCUGGGAGGGAUGACAAAAGGGACAAAAACGGAUAAAUUUAGGUGUCACUGUUGGCCCAGACUCCUCUCUAAAGUCCAGUCAAUAUGGCUGGCACAACAGCUUGCCCACAGACUACAAACACUGCUACCUCAGAUGCAAGGAAAGAAAAUGCCAGGGCCGAGCAUCACAUCAAGCAGGAAAAAGACAUCGGAUAAGACUGAGAGUAGGCUCAAGUUGCCACUGGCUGCCAACAUGGCAAGGCCAGAAACUGUACAAGAGCAAGAGCCUCUGUACAGGUCACCAUGGAGAGCAGAGAGGCUUUAAUCUCAAGUUUCUCAUGUCUUACCUGGACGGACUUUUGUUCUGCUGGAAACAUGAUAUGUACAUGAGAAACAGGAGCUGGGGUUCCAUUGUGAGGACCUUAGAACCAAUCACUCAAUAACAACUAUUCAUUACUGGACACCUUCGUGUCAAAAACACCACUGCUAGUUUUGCAUAUUAAGAAGAGGAAAAUACUCCAUCCUGUCUCAAGCAUUUCACACAUGACAGAAGCUCUUUAUGUUGCUUUUGUGACAUAGCGAACACCUGUCUUAUCUCUGUAAAUAUGCUAACCACUAUGAAAAUCUGGUUGCAAAUUUGACCUCACUUUCUAUAUGAAUGCAUUUAAUGUUUGACAGUGUUGUGACAGCACAGGUGACAAACUGUAUGUGGCUGCUGUUUUCAGCAACUCGCAAAUUUGCAUAGGAUUUUCUAAACAGAGACACUGAGCCAAAGCUGUCCCAGGAUUUCCGCUGUUAGUAGGGUGACCAGAUGUCCCGCAUUGUGCGGGACAGUCACGCAUUUCCAUUACUUUUCACACGUCCCGCAAAUUGAGACGUUGUCCCGCAAUGUUAUUGACAGUCAGACUCCAGUUUUGAAAUGCGUGUUUUAUGAUCUGGCAUUUAUCAAAUAGGGGGCGGGACGGGCUGUUUGAUCAUGUCAAUCAAACUGGGACGCGGGUCGCAGUCGCAAGUCAAGUCAAAACGGCAUGCAGCGUGAGACAUGGAUGGAAGCUGAAAGUGCAUUGUCUGUGUGGGCCCAGCCUACCUGCAAUUGUUGCUGUGAUAGAGAGAGCUGAAAGACUUUUGAUUGAGCAGAAUAGAAAUGUUUAUUUUUUUGGAAGUUCUUUUAGACUACCUUGAUGCAUUGGUAUCCCACAUUGUCCCACGCAAACGUAGUCUUUGUCCCACAUCUGGUGAAUUAGGAUCUGGUCACCCUAGCUGUUAGUGCAGAGUGCAACAGAUGAAAAGAUGAAAUGACUUGUGUGAUGAUGAAGUGUGCUCCGCUACGUGGUGUUUAAGUCAUGUGUUCAAGCUUUAUACAUCUUCAUCCUGAAAGACUGAACCAUUACAAGUCUACUGUUAUUUCCUUCAGUGGACUUUAUACAGUAAGAGAGUGUGCUUAUCUGCAGGCUUGUAAUUAAAUAUUUUCACACAUGCUACCUCCUACAUUCAAGGACAAAGUAUACAACAUUUUCUUUCCCCCUCAGGCAUACUGCACCUCUUCACUCAAGAAACAUUACUGAACAUUACAUGAAAAUUAUGUUUUACCUCGAAGACUCUGCAGCGUGCGCCAAAGAGAGAGAAAAAGAGAAAGCCAGUAUUAUUCAAAUAUCAUUAACGGUAAAUGUACUGCAUGGGGGUUACCUCAAAAUCUCAGAGCAUUAGAGAAAGAAAACUAUGACUGAGGUACUUUCCCAGUUCUUAUUUUAUUGCAGGAAUACCAUGACAUUCAACGGUAAACUUUAUGCAAAGCAACUUUAAACGGCUCAAGUUCAGAGCUCGCCUUACACACAAAUUUGAUUUCCUUUUGAAGAAAUUAAGCCUUGCUUAAUUGUCUCCAGAAUUUGUUUUUCCUGCUUCGCUGAACAGUGUUAAGCCUGCAUUAUAAUACAACAUUGCUUUAUACAUUAUUAUAUGGAAUAUAAUAAAAUUAUUUAAAAAGA
Molecule: messenger RNA, 4569 nt
Organism: Toxotes jaculatrix (banded archerfish)
Lineage: Eukaryota; Metazoa; Chordata; Actinopteri; Toxotidae
Gene: il17re
Molecular function (GO): interleukin-17 receptor activity
Source: RefSeq, a predicted model, not a curated record